UGUUAGCUUGCCCUUGUCUGAUACAGUUGAGCCAGGGCCGGGUGCUUUUACCGUCUCUGACAAGUGAUUUUGGCCUUGCCAAUGCAUCAAUCCACAGCUUCGAGGCUGAGGCAAGCACAACAACCUGAAUCUGUCAUUGCAUGGAUUUUUAGGUUCACUGAGGGGCCUCUUCGCCUUACUUCGGCACAGCGCCCCAUGAGAAGCAAACAAACGCAGUUGGCCCCCCUUCUUCGCAAUCCGGACCAACAGUCGAAUCGCAUAUUGUCGUUAUGCGCCAUCCGCAUAGCUUAUCACCAACAACUCGCACAAGCAUGUAGGCUGUAGCGAAACAUACCACAUGAGGUGUAUCUCACCAAUGUUGAGAGGUGAAGUCCUGCGAGAAGGAGGGGUCACCAUCACGGUAGCAAACGUGCAGAUGACCUCCCGCAUAUAUUGAUAAUACUGAAGCCAGAAAUUCUCAUCCCUUGUGUACUUGGCUGGUUUUACAGAGAUGAUCAAUGUGGCGCAACCGUAGUAGAGCAUCCCAACAGAUGAUAAACAGCGCCGAGUCCCUAUUCUGUAUAGCUGUGUUGUCUUCCUUUCAAUUUCUUUCCGCGAGUUCACAACCAAGAUGCCAGAGUCUGAUAGUCACUCUUUCUCGAUCAUUUCCGAGCCAGGUAUUGAAACAACAUACACCCCAACGGACCAGGACACGGAUGAAUUUGAGCUUGUGUUUCACGAUGCUCGUUCUGAAUGCUUGCAACAGGACGAUGAGUCAAGCUGUUGCACUUCAUUGGCAGCCAGCAUAUUCGACUAUGAGCACUCUCACGGCCGACGUUAUCACGCCUAUUUGGCUGGCAGAUAUCCGCUACCCAAUGACGAAGGCGAGCAGUGUCGCGAGCUAGCUGAACAUUUCCUGAUGCAGCAGCUUCUGGGUGGUAAAUUCUUUCUGUCUGAAGUUGACAACGAAGCGGAGAAGAUAAUCGAUCUCGGGACAGGAAAUGGGGCAUGGGUGAUAGACGUGGCCGAUGAGUAUGACAAGACCAGUGUGAUAGGAACCGAUCUAUCACCCAUUCAGCCUAAAUCAAUGCCUCCGAAUACAUCCAUGUUUGUUGAAGACUGCGAGGACCCCUGCUGGGCCAGUGGUAAGGACUUUGAUAUGGUACAUCUCAGGGGAAUGGUCGGAUUUCUUCUCGACUUGGACACAAUGGUUGCUAAUGCCCACGAACAUCUGAAGGAGGGCGGAUGGAUCGAGUUUCAAGAUUACGACUACACAGUUCGCUGCGAUGAUGGUACCAUGCAAACAGAUGAUCCAUUGCGAGUUUUCUUCGACACAUGCGCUCAGGGGAUACGAAAAUACGGCUGUACCAACUUUGGUAAGAAAGACGUUCGGAAAAGUCUCAUAGCCGCUGGCUUCACUCAAGUUCAGGCGGUCAGUGAGAAAGUGCCCAUCUCAUGCUGGUCACAGGACGAAGGAAUGAGAGACUUGGGGAAGUUGAUGGAAGCUAACAUCAUGGAUCUGAUUGGUUCGAUGGCUAUCAAGCCGUUGAAAGCCCUAGGCAUAUCAGAAGAGAAGCGAAAAGAGAUGGUGUCUCAGGCUUAUAAGAGCCUGAUGAAUGAGAAAGCUCACCGAUACAUGAACUGUCGUAUCGUUUAUGGCCAGAAGUAUAGGGAACAAGGCUCCGUGGCGAGUCUUGGUUCUGAUUCGUGAUUUCUCUCGAAUUUUGUGGUUACUGAGGCAGAAAGACCUUCAUGGUCAGCAUUUGAGGAUGGAAGACAAGAUGGAGGUUCAGGAGAUGCCUGGUUCCUGCUGUGUCUUGCCAAAACACCUGUGGUGGCGAUGACAAGAGUUUACCGUGGAAGUAAGCUAGUAAGCACUUCCCUUCCUUCGCUAAGAUACCUUAAACAGUUUAAAUAAUAUAAGAAUGUCAUGGC
Molecule: messenger RNA, 1914 nt
Organism: Fusarium verticillioides 7600
Lineage: Eukaryota; Fungi; Ascomycota; Sordariomycetes; Hypocreales; Nectriaceae
Exons: 6
Coding region: 611-1690 (359 amino acids)
Molecular function (GO): methyltransferase activity
Source: RefSeq, a predicted model, not a curated record